This is a messenger RNA of Patella vulgata (common limpet), 3189 nucleotides long. RefSeq lists its product as uncharacterized. The record is from RefSeq and is a predicted model, not a curated record. The transcript is spliced from 10 exons. Bases 173 to 2656 code for a protein of 827 amino acids. NCBI's taxonomy places the organism in Eukaryota, Metazoa, Mollusca, Gastropoda, Patellidae.
CGCAACUCCAUUCCUGAUGAGCGGGCUUUUUGAAAAUGGCUGAAAAUGAUAUCGGUGAUACGGAUUUUGAUCUACAUCCAAACGAUACAGCUUUAAUUUUUCCUGUGUAAAUACAGAAUGGAAAUUAACCAUUCAACUUCCACAAUAUUGAUGUCAUUCAAUAUCCCCUCAAAUGAAGAACAGUUGCUUUAAAGGUGCAUUAUUAUAUCAACCACAAGAGAAUAAGGAAAACAGAAAAAAGAUGAUGUCAACACCAGGAAUCUCUUCUGGUAUUUUGAGACUAAAGAGAAGUCAAAUGAAAGGAAAAGCUAGUGGGAAAAAAAGGAGUAGAACACUUUACAAUAAACUUAAUACCAGUCUCAAUAGUACCAAGAUUGUUCGAGAGGCUCUCAAUUUAAACAAUAGAGCUCUUUCAACAGAACAGUUAAAAAUUCAAAAUGAGAUUCAAAUUAUGAAGACAAAGUGUCAUCUUUUAAAGGAAGAAAAUGAUAAUCUUGAUUCAGAAAUUGAAAUGUUAGUUCGAGUGGCUAGCUUAACAAAUACAGAAGAAAAAUGUCAAGCUGUUAUAGAAGUAAAAGAAAAGGUUCAUGUGACUGGAUUAACCAAUUUAGUGUUGGAAACAAUGAAAGAUGUUAAUAAUGCUCUGAAAUCCUACAAAUUUCUAAGGUUUAUAUUAAAUGAUGCAGAAAAGGUGAUGGACAUCCCUACAGACAAUGUUAAUACAGAUGACGUUAAUAUUGAAGAUCACUUAUCUUAUACAGACAGAUUAGAAACAGCAUUAAAUCAUAUGAUUAAAUCAGCUGAUGAAGAGAUAAUAGAUGAUAAUGUUUGUGGUGAUACAUCUGUUGAUGAAGAAAUGAAAGCAAGUAAUAGAUUCAAUCAUAAUCCUUGUGAUGUUGGUUUACCUCAGAGAAUUCCAUGUGAUUCGAAAGACACACCAGAAAUACUUUCAGAUACUUUUCAAAAUCGAAAUCUUGUUUUUAGUGAGAUGGAAGAAGAUUAUGAGUUGAGUAAAACUGAAGAUGUUUCACCUGUUGCUAAUGCACAAGAAGCAGACGUCACUGUAGAAGAUAAAACAACCAAACAACCAUUAUCCCCACAACAACAAGUUUCAAGAUUGAAACUACAGAAGCCAUCGGAAGAUGAAGAAAUAGUUGUUGAUGAAACUAUAUAUUUAAAUACCGAUAUGGAAAUGACAGCAGUUAUUGAAGGCCCCAUAAAUUUAGAGAAUAAAAACAAUUCAAACUCCACUUUCAAGAAACCAGAAUCAAAAGCGUCGACAGAAGAUUUCCUUGUUUCACUUAGACCAAAGCAAAAAGACAAAUUUGGACCUGAAAAUUUAUUUGGAUUUGAGUUCCAGACUCCAGAUAAUAAAGUAAAAUCAAGUUUCAAACAUCCUGAUACAAAAGUUAUCUCUAAACAGGAUAAAUAUGAUAGAUUGGUGGUAGAAUCAGAGGAAGAUAUUCUGAGGGGAGAUAACUCUGAGAGUAAAACUCUUUCACGCUCAAAAAGUAGAUGUCGAUCAAAGAGUAAAAAGACAGAAGACUCUGUUGAUAUGGAGCCCAGUUUAUUCAGUGACGAGCCUUGUGAGAUAUUUAAUAUACCACUAAAACGGGAAAGUCCCCUGCCUAAACCCAGAUCAAAAACAGGAAGAUCUAAACACAAAAAAAAAACAAUAACUGUGGUAGGAAAUGAUGAACUUGAAGAAGAGGUGUCUGAACCAUGUAUAAAUGUUGAUGUUCAUUUGACAAAUAGUAAAGUAAAUACAAAAGAUAUAGAUAUAAUAGUAGGUGAAUCAAAGGAGGAUAAAAAUAAAUCACCAGUAGAAAAUAAAAGUAAAGGAAAUUCAAGGAGUAAGACAAGAUGUAGAUCUGAUAAUGUGAAGAAAGCAGAUACCACUGCAGUUACAACAGCUGUACCAAGUCCUACAGCGUGCAAUUCUAAUGUUGACAUUAUAUCUAAAGAUAACACACUUCCUGUAAGAGGAAAUACAAGAAGUAAGAAAAGUCGUAGAUCUGGAGAUGAGAAGAAAUCAGAUACUGCUACGAUUGUACCCAAUACUCCAGUUAACAAUCUUGAUACUCACUUACCUGAUGAGAAACUGUUUCCUAAACCAGUAUCGCAUGGAGAAAAAAGUAGGAGAAAGUUCUGUUUCAGUGAUGGAAAUUCUGAGGACGUUUUGGACGAGGUCAAAAAACUUUCUCUAAAAUCCAAAUCGAAAAAAUCAUCUAAUCUGAAACAUGAAUCACAUAAAUUGGUUUCUGAUAGUAGUAGUAAUGAAGAAUCACCCAUACUCGGUAAAAGAACUUCUGUAAGAUAUAGUAAUGAGGGCAUUAAAGAAAUCAUACCUACAAGGAAAAUAUCUACAAAUGGAGAUGAUGAGAUAUUGUGUAUUCCAGACUCUUGUAAAAAGUCUAAGAAAUCUAUUGAUUCACCAGCUAGAAAUGAAGAAGAUGUUGAUCAAGAUGAUAGUGACCAUCAAUUUAAAAGAUCAAGAAGAACUAAAGAACCUAUAUCUUAUAAAGAAAGACCAAUUAAUAUUAAAAUGAGAAAAGAAAUUACAGAUGGUAAAACUGUAGAAUCAUGUCGACUGAGUGAAAAAGGCUAUUCAAAUGCAAAGAUUCCUUUAGACAAUGUGACUAAUGUUCCAAGGUGAAAUUACCAACAUUUUGUUAGGCCAGUAUCUUUAGGUGGACUCUACUUCUGUGCCAUGUUAGUGCUUCUAAUUCAAGACAAUUAACUGAGAGAAAACAUUGCACUGUAUAAGUAUCUUGAAUAGUCUGUUUUGUGGAAACUAUUCCAUGUCAUUCUCUGUACCUCAUGUUCUGUGCUUGGUCGAAUUACUUACUUCAAAUAUCUUCGCAUAUAAGCGUUAUAUUACUCAGUGAGAAAGGCACCGGCUCGCCAACCAGAAGAUCUCAGGUUUGCUCUUGAAUAAAGUUGGUUAUUGUGAAAAUCUCUGUAUAAUUUAUUUUCUUAUUAUUACAAACACAUAAUUGUUUGUAGGCCUACUAUUAGCCUUUUUAAGUCACAAUCCCAUGAAAGACAUUUAUAGGAAGUCGUUAUGAGAUAUGUCAAGUGUACAUUUUAUCUAAAUAAUGGAUCAUUGCAAUGGAAUGGUCGCUAAAGUCUUGUAGAUGUUAUCCAUAGAAUUGUGUAUAAAGCAAAUAAAACAACUUUAUGAAUGUU